UUACAUUUUCGGCUGUCAAAAAGGAAGAACUUCAAAGUUUAGUUAUGGUACAAUGUCUUUGAAAAAGCAUAAUUUUGUUCAAACUAAUUCGGUUUCGUUGUCAAGAAUUAUUUCAACAUGUUUAGCAGCUAUAAUGUUGAGAUAUUAUUUGAUGCUCUCCAAAUAUCAAGCAGUUAUAGCGAAUCAUGUAGAAGUAUCAACGCCCUUAAAUUCCUGGAAAAGGGUGUCAGAAGGACUAUAUUUAUUAUCACUUAAAAUCAAUCCUUACGAAGGAGAUGUAUUACAUGAAACCCCGUUAUCAUUAUUCAUGUAUAAGAAGAUAUUGCAGAUAUUUCAAGGGAAAGUACAUUUGGUUUUCAUUAAAUUUGAUAUACUCACUGCCAUUAUAUUGUAUUUUGCUAUAAAGAGGUACGUUUUGGAAGUAUACAAUGAAGAAGAAAGAAACAAACAUACUUACGCUAAAGAUGCUGUGGACAGUUUCCUUAGACCAGAGAAGAUAUUUAAAACUCCGUAUUAUGUACUUCUAGCUUACUUGUUUAAUCCAUAUACCAUAUUGAACUCCGUUGGUUACUCUACAACUGUGUUUUACAAUUUUUACUUGUCUUGUGUUUUGUUCACAAUGGUAAAUGGGUUACCUUUAUUAUGUGGCAUAUUUCUUGCCAAAACUGCAUCAAUAUCUUUCUAUUCUUUGGUACUUCUAUUACCUGGUGUGAUUUAUUUCAACCAUAUUUUUAAAAGUGUAAAAAUGUGUGUAAUUUGUGUAGUAAGUUUUGUAAUAAGCUCUCUAGUUAUUGUGCUUAUGUGUAGUGAUUAUGGAAAAGACUUCAGUUACUUUAGAAGUGUUUAUGGCUGUAUUUUAAAUGUACCUGACUUACAACCGAAUAUUGGACUAUUUUGGUAUUUUUUCACUGAAAUGUUUGAGCAUUUUAGAGAACUUUUCAUAUAUGCUUUCCAGAUUAACACAACCAUCCUUUACUUAGUACCUAUUUCCAUAAAAUUUAGGAAUCAACCAUUUUUAUUGAUAAUAGCAAUUAAUUUUAUAAUAACUAUUUUCAAAUCAUAUCCAAGUGUUGGUGAUGUAGGUUUUGUAUUGAGUAUAAUGCCAGCUUUUCCUCAUAUAUUUGAAUUCAGUCAACAAGGCUUCUUAGUUGGUACCAUGCUGAUUAUAACUACAUGUUUAGGUCCUAUUGUGUAUUACUUAUGGAUAUAUUGUAACUCUGCAAAUGCUAAUUUUUAUUUUGGAGUGACUUUAGCAUUUGCUGUUGCUCAAAUAUUUCUAUUAACUGAUUUGUUGUUCUCGCAAGUAAAACGAGAGUAUAUGUUGAAAUAUGGCAAAGAUAGGAAAGUUGACGGGGAUGAAGGAAAUUUAUGUUUAGAAUAGAUGUUCCAAUACAAUUGUUUAUUAUUUGCAAAAAGACAUAAAUAUUUAUAAUUGUAUAGUUUGAAAUUUGUUCAAAAUCUAUUAUACUACUGUGGUACUGUCUAAAAUUUGUAUUCUUGCUGCUAAUAUUUUUUUAUAUUCACCUUGUAAAUCAUUUUCAACUAAUAGUGGAUUCAGUUUAUCCAUUAUUUGAUACACCUAAAAUAAAUAAAAAUAUACUUUUGAAUAUUAA
This is a messenger RNA of Diorhabda carinulata, 1613 nucleotides long. RefSeq names its product phosphatidylinositol glycan anchor biosynthesis class U protein (gene PIG-U). The transcript has a single exon. NCBI's taxonomy places the organism in Eukaryota, Metazoa, Arthropoda, Insecta, Coleoptera, Chrysomelidae. The coding region runs from base 53 to 1381 and encodes 442 amino acids. Gene Ontology annotation, biological process: protein localization to cell surface; attachment of GPI anchor to protein. The record is from RefSeq and is a predicted model, not a curated record. Gene Ontology annotation, cellular component: membrane; GPI-anchor transamidase complex.